Messenger RNA from Moneuplotes crassus, 775 nucleotides. NCBI's taxonomy places the organism in Eukaryota, Ciliophora, Spirotrichea, Euplotida, Euplotidae. The record is from the annotation of a GenBank genome assembly.
AUGGCUUAUGUUACAAUAACAUUAGCAGCAUUGUUAGAUAUCAAAGAGUUUGAAUUAUCUGACACUCCCAGCUUGGUAUCUUUCGUAUCUUCAUGGAUAUGACUCGCAGUUUCAAUCGGAGGAAUCUUACUUGUAUUUUGCUUGUACUGGAGUGCAAGAGGUGGAAUAGAUACUAAGCCCAUUAACUUCACAAAUGGAGUCUUUUCUGGUCUGAAAGACACUCCAGCCUCUCGCUUAAUGCCAUUUUUCUCAAUGUCAAGAAAGAUCUUGACCACUUCGGUGGUAGUCUUCGCAUCUCUUGCUCUAGACAGGACUUACGCAUUCUCACUUCUAGCAGUUAUACAAGGGAUUUUAUUAGUGUUUAUGGUUUGCAUACGGCCAUUUGCGCUUAUCCAAAAUAAUUUACUCCAGGUAUUCAAUGAAUUAUUCAUACUUGGAAUUAUUUUGUUCCAACACCAAAUGGAUAGUGAAUCUUCUUGGUCUAAGACAGCAAGGGAGGAUUUCAUGAACAUCCUGAUCCUCAACUGAGGCAUAAUAGUCUCAUUACUGUUCUGCGCCAUGACCAUUAAUACGAUUAAAGGAUUCGUCAAAUGCUUCAACAUGAAGAAUAGAAAGAGACCUCCGAUCAAAGUACAAGGAAGGAGCUUCAAAGUUCUCCCAGUGACCACCGGUAGGGACAUCAGCAUGCUUCCUGAAUCCAGACCAACUGAGGCUGCUCCAAAGGUGUUGAACUUCAGCAUGGAGACUCAUGCAGCAGUGAACAGAAGGAGCUAGG